This is a messenger RNA of Trypanosoma brucei brucei TREU927, 792 nucleotides long. RefSeq lists its product as hypothetical. The transcript has a single exon. Lineage: Eukaryota; Euglenozoa; Kinetoplastea; Trypanosomatida; Trypanosomatidae. Gene Ontology annotation, cellular component: mitochondrion; ribosome. The record is from RefSeq and is a predicted model, not a curated record. Gene Ontology annotation, biological process: translation. The coding region runs from base 1 to 792 and encodes 263 amino acids. Gene Ontology annotation, molecular function: structural constituent of ribosome.
AUGCGUCGCACGGUGGUGCAACGAGUAGCCCCUUGGGUGCCGCCGCCACGUCAUGAUAUUAAAGUAACGAUGCCACCACCUCCUGGCGGUGAGGUUGGGGGCCGUUUUGGCGUCUCACAGGGUUAUAGUGAUCGCCUCGCUCGCACACCGUACUGGAAGCGCAUGGCACUCUCCACUUAUAAGCUGCGCAUGAUGGAGAAUGCUACACGUUACCCAAUGAGCGAGCACCGCCCAGGUGAAUACGACAUUAGGUAUCUACCCACACCGUAUCCGUGUACAAUUCGCAACCGACCGCUACUGGAGGUGGGUGAGCCGCGGCAGAUUCCGAGUAUACGGAUUCCUGUUAUAUUUUUAGUGAAUCUCUUUGAUGAGGCGAAGGGGUGUUGGUUUGGGCGACGGUACGAGACGGUUUAUGUGGAACGGCAGUUUAUGCGUGAGGAACUAAUGCCACAGCGAUACGCCAUUUACGCCACACCGGAAGCAUAUAAGUUGCUUGGUCUACCCGUAGUGAAUCACCAUACGCAUGAGGAAAUACCCAAGACACCUCGUGAGUAUGAAAAGUUGCUGGAGCGCCAGAGGUAUGAUGAGGAGCGAUGGAAAUAUACGAUCGAGUAUCUAUUCCGCAAGUACGAAGACGGACCACCAGAGCUUUUGGAUCGCCCAGAAGACGGAUGGGAUGGCUCAGAGGAAAUAGCCCUGUCGUCCGUGGCGGGCGCUGGACGUGAUGGAGUGGUGUCGCAGCGUAAGGGCCCGGUUAAACAGCGCAAGGCUAGAAAAAUCAAGCUCUUCUAA